Ostrea edulis (European flat oyster) is the source of this 2996-nucleotide messenger RNA. RefSeq names its product multiple epidermal growth factor-like domains protein 10. The record is from RefSeq and is a predicted model, not a curated record. Bases 75 to 1643 code for a protein of 522 amino acids. The transcript is spliced from 7 exons. NCBI's taxonomy places the organism in Eukaryota, Metazoa, Mollusca, Bivalvia, Ostreida, Ostreidae.
GAUAAGUAUAGUAUAGUUUACUGGCUAUUUGCAUCGUUCUAAUUCAAGAAAUAGUUAAACAGUAUAAAAGGAAAAUGAGAUUGUUCCGUAUACCUACUGGUGUGUAUGGACUAGCGCUUCUAAUCUUCACAGACGUAGCAAGUGGGCAAUGUAAGAAUACCGGAAUUUGCGCAUGUCACUGUCCAGUCUGCCAACCAGAAGGCAAUUGCACUUCCUGUGAGAAAGGAUGGAGUGGGAGUCUGCAGAACAACUGUCAAAGACGAAACCUAGCAUUCCAGCAGGGCACAUUCCUAAGUAAAUCGUCAGAUAAAGGAAGGUCUGCUGUAGAUGGGGAUCCUCGUAGCUUUUCAAGAUCAGCAGAAGACGAGAACCCAUAUUUCACCAUGACACUGGAUAACACAUACGCAAUUAAAUAUCUAUAUAUAGACAUUAACCUUGAAAAAAAUGUGUCCUACUAUGUAUACGUGUCUGACUCAUCCGUGUCCUCACUGACCAAUGAUGUUCUCUGUAACAAGAUUGUAAAUACAAUAACUAAACGCUUCCAAUGGAACGUGACAUGUCGAGGAGAACGAUAUUUCUAUGGAAACCAAGUAUCCAUUUAUAUGACAACGCAGAUCGGACGGUUACUGAUUUAUGAAAUUGCAAUAUAUCAAUGCAGCACUGGGACUUACGGUUAUUUCUGCGAGAAACACUGCUCUAACUGCCUCUAUGAUCAUUGUGAUGACGUCACUGGACAAUGUAUCAAAGGUUGUAAAAGUAAUUGGUUUGGAGAAAAAUGUGAUCGACCGUGUAGAAAUUGUACACAGUGUAAAAAAGGGUUUUACUUUCAUACGUCUCGCCAAUGUUUGAAAUGUCCUCUGAACUGUUCAUCGUGUACAAGUGAGUCCUGGUGUACUGAAUGUUUACCUACAUUUACCGGAAAGCAGUGCGAUAACAGAUGUAGUGAGCAUUGCAUUGAUGGAAAGUGUAAUAUAUUUACCAGAAGUUGCAAUAGAGGAUGCAAUAAUCAAAAAUAUGGUGUUGGGUGUUACAGAGAGUGUCCUAAGCAGUGCUUGCUUUGUUUUGCCUGGAACAAUUGCACUAUUUGCAAACCCGGGUUCUUUGGGAGAUAUUGCAAUCAAAAGUGCCCAGUAAAUUGUUUCAAUUGCAGCUCUGUUGAAAACUGCUAUACAUGUAAAGAAGGAUAUUUCGGAAAGAGAUGUGGGAAAAUAUGCCCCUCACAAACUGUAGGAGGUCCUUGUGGUAACACUACCUGCAUUGACGCUGGGAUUUGUUCAGGAGGCUGCAAAACUGGAUGGUAUGGAAAGUAUUGUAACAUAACUUGCAGUACAAAUGGAAACUGUGUAGAAUGUGACCAAAUAUCUGGAUCGUGUACACAAUGUGUUGAUGGCAGAUACGGUGAAAACUGCAGUUUGGACUGUGAAAAUUGUGUACAGUCUGCUUGUAAUCGUGAUGGCAUAUGUAUGUCAGGGUGCAUACCUGGCUUUUAUGGCAGAAUGUGUAAGAUGAAAUCGCAAGGAGUAGGAAAGGAGACCCAGCAUGAAGAGCGCUGGACGUAUAUAAUAUCAGGAAUAGUGGGAGUCUCAUUCUUGCUUUUGACUUCCUUGGUAGUGGUCAUUAUAAAGAAAAAAAGAUCGGGCUAAAUCUUGGAGAUAACAUUAUGUUUUCUCCAUAAAGAAAAAAUAUAUAUGGUUCCCAUCAGCCACGUACCUCAAAUCACCUGAAUCUACACUAAUUACAGGCAAGUGUUUCGCGGUGUGAAAGGAGGUUAUGAUUUUGACCUGAUUGAUUUGAUUGAUCAACAGAUUGAAGUUUAGCUGCAUGCAAAUCUGUUUCAUCAGGAGUCUAUUUGCACUUUAUAAUUAUCAUGCAGUUUGAUUAUUUUACAAUUGAGGAUGUGAGCAUAUCCCUAGAUUUUUGUUGCCAUUAUAUGACACGAUGCGUACAACAGAGAACACGCCUUUGUCUCGCUGGAGGGUGUGCCAGGAUUUUAAAAGCGUUUGCUUUAUUGUUGGAAUUCCAGGGUUGUAUUUGGUAACAAAAACAAGAGGUAUAACCCGUAUUUUGCAUUUAUUUACACCUGAUACAUGUAACAGAGGUAGCUCGAUCGUAGUUAUCAAGUACCACUUGUAUGUUUUGAUUGAUUUCAUUAUCACUAUAACCCCUCUUUAGAAGGUUUGUUUUGAAAGCUGUAAGAAUUUCUUGAAGUACAUCACCAUCACUUAUGUUUCUAAUAUGGCGUAUGGUUUCACCUUUAAUAAAUCCCUUAAAACUGAAGGAUUAUGUGCACGUUUUCGUUCCAAAUACUGGAACGUGUUCGUUGGUUUGACGAACGUUUUAAAAUCUAGGAUGUGAGUUGCCCCAAAUCGAUUUUCUUUAUACAUCGUAGUGUCCAAGAAAUGCCUUUCAUUCAAUUUAAGUAUACUACGAAACUUGAAUUUAGAUUUCGCAAAAAUCAACAACCCUUGAAAUCUUUGUCUCGUGUCCUCUAUAAGAACAGAAUCACUUCUCUGUAUGGAAACUGAUGUUAACAAUACUAUAGAAUUCCUGUAGUUUUCGUUGCUCAGUCCGUUUUUCAGUAUAAGUUUGCUUGACAUCAAGUGAAAAUAAAUCAUCAUUUAAGUGCAAACUCUUUUGUAAAUCCAUGUUAGUAAUAAGCAGUCAAUUUAAAUUUCACAAUGAAAAUCAUAUCAAGGUAAUUGUAUCCUAAAAAUCUAUCUAUAAUAGCUUUUAUAUGCACUGAGUAGAAAAUGUCAAGUGUGAUGAAAAUGUUUACAAGAUACAGUAACAUAUUAUGUUUGCAUCCUGAAGAGAUACAGAUCAUUAAGGCUAUUGACACGUGGUUUUAAUUCCAGGAGGUCGGUAAUGAUAUCACCAGAUUAAUUACCUGUUGAGUGUUGUAGAACUUGACUGAACUAUACAUGCUGAAUAGUCUUCCGGUGACUCCCCCCCUAUGAACGAUAACUCCCCAGUACUUCAUAAAUGUUACGCUUGAC